UCAUCAGUUUCAGCAAAUUCUGCCGGAGCUGUUACUGAGGAUGAUUUUCGAAAAGCCUUUACGCAGGUCCCAAAGUGUGACAUAUACUCUGCCAAGGAGCUGCAAUCACAGCUGGAGUCGAUUCGUCAAGUUCUUGAAAAUUCUCAACUGGACUGGUCUCAGCGCGUUAAUUCAUUGAAGCUACUUCGUUCAAUUUUAAUAAAUGGUGGAACGGAUUUUGAAAAUGAGCUUUUGUCUGGUAUUCACUCAUUGGAAGAUGCUCUUAUAACUUCAGUGAAAGAUCUGCGAUCGCAAGUGUGCCGUGAAGCGUGCAUAACUGGCUGCUCAGAGCUUCUGCUCAAACCCGGGCUGUACACUCUGCGUUCUUCUGGAAACGUAGCCUACCAAUUUUCGGGUGUAUGCGCUUUCACCUGUUGGAAAAUUGCAGCAGUUCUGCUCAAAGGAGAGAUUGAGUAG
Molecule: messenger RNA, 456 nt
Organism: Strongylus vulgaris
Lineage: Eukaryota; Metazoa; Nematoda; Chromadorea; Rhabditida; Strongylidae
Source: the annotation of a GenBank genome assembly